Molecule: messenger RNA, 2764 nt
Organism: Triplophysa dalaica
Lineage: Eukaryota; Metazoa; Chordata; Actinopteri; Cypriniformes; Nemacheilidae
Gene: ocstamp
Product: osteoclast stimulatory transmembrane protein
Exons: 3
Coding region: 55-1470 (471 amino acids)
Cellular component (GO): membrane
Source: RefSeq, a predicted model, not a curated record
UUGUGAUGUUAGGAUCAAUCCAUUCUACAGGAGACUCUUUUAAUAGAAACAAAAAUGAUAACAUUACGAAAACAACAUUUCUCUCUACUUUCUCUCAGAUCCUCAUUGAGGAGCAUCGUGGAGACGCUCUGGUUGUGUUACUCUACCCCGACUCCUGCGAGUUUAGGUCACCUGUUUGCUCUGCUCGCUCUCUGUCUCUCAAUGGCUGCCAUUACCGCCGCUCUACUAUUCCACUGGCUCACUGGUUUUCUUAAAUACGAUGUUCAGACAGCAAAGGUUGCUGUUGGUAUCUACGCCACAUCUUCGUUCAUUUUGUCAUCUUUAAUCCAUCCGUUCCGUUGUGCCUUAACCCUGAUUUUCCCCACUCUGGGUACCAGCCAGGGCCGUAAACUGCUGUUGUCCACAUCUGUUAUGAUUGUAAUCCUUUACGUCCUUCCAAACAUGGCCGCCAACAUCGCAACUCUAACUCACGUUGUGAAAUGUGCCUCGGAAAAGCUCUCCCAGAGUCUCUUAAGCAGCUCAGAUCUCAUCAACACCAUCAAGGAUAAUGUCGUCAAAACGGCUGAGGACAGCAUAAAAGUAAACACUUAUCUGGUACAAAAACUGCAUGAUUUCGAUCACACUACAAAUAUCAAUGUUUCUGAAGUAAAGGAGAGGUUGCAUUUCAUGAGUAAACAAGUGCAGGAGGAUUUCUCGGAAAUUAAAAGUCAAGUCCAGGACCUUAAAAUGCUGGCCAGCAGGAUGUUUGCUGCACUUUUUGUUUUAUAUUUGUUUAUGGAGUCUGUUAAUUACCUUCGAUCAUAUUUGACUUCUGUAAGAUUUGACAACACAUAUAUCACAGGCGCCCUUAGGACGAAAGCAUUGGUCAAAGGGAUUCCUGUUGAAGCUAAGGAUCUGAAAAAUGGAGUUAAUUCUACAAGCUUAAGGAUAACUAAAAGAGAACUUUGUAGAUGUAUAUUUCCCGCCCUGGUUAUCACUUCAUAUCUUUUAAUGACAAUCUUUCUGAUUGUAAUGGAUUAUUUAUUGUAUUGCUUGGUGAAAGCAGGAGGUUCGUGGAUUUCAAACAUUCCAUCCACCAACAUCAGCAUCAGCGUCCAAUUCAAGGGUGGAUUUGAAAUGAACAUUUGUCAGAUUUUCUCAAAAUGUCCGAUAGAAUUGUUCAAUUUGAAAAGAUCAUACACAACCCUUAUUCACACUCCAAGCUCAUGUGCGGCUGAUCCCAGCAAGCUGAACCCAAGUGCAAUGACGGCGCUGGUCUUCCUGUAUCUGUUCAGCUACACCCUACUGCUGCUGGAGGUCUACGCAAGACGUCUCAGGAGGAAAGUAGCUGCUUCUUUUUUCCAGAAACAGGAAGAGAAAAGGAUUGAAUUCCUUAUUAGAAAAAUUCAAACCAAGCACAAAGAAAGACAGAAAAAAGUUUUCUUUAUUACUCAACAGGAUAAGGAUACCAAAAACAGAUCUCGUACAUGACCAGGGGAUACAGUAAACUGGUCAAAUCCAUUAUGUAAAAAAUGCACUUUAUAUUAUAUAAGUACUGUUUGCUGUACUGCCAUAACACAAACACACACACACACACACACACACUUAGAACCAAUGUUUGAAACAACUAAUGGAAAUGUUUUGGUCAGUUAGUAUUUUAUUUUUUACAGUAUGUGUAAUAGGGAUGUCACUCACUAGACAUACAUAACCUGAAUUAUUUUUUAAGAAAAAUUUGUAAUGUUAUUUUGACUUUUUCGUACAUGUACAAAAGUCUUAAUGAGAAUCAACAGAGCUUUCACUUUGUUAAUAUUGAUGUUUUAGUGAGUUCAUUUUGAAGUCACCAGUGAUUCGAGUUGAGAACUUGACAUUUGAAGAAACACAAGAAAUCCAAUCCAGUGUUGUUAUUGUCAUGAAGUGCCUUAACUCACUCAUUGUGUGUUGUUUACACUUACAUUUUCUAUUCAAGUCAAGUCAAAGUCAAGCUUUGUGUGGACACACAGAGGAAUGGAAGGCCAUGCCUAGCAGGAACACAGUGUUACACGUUUAACAUACAAACAAGUUAUUUUAGCUUUGCAUAUACAGUUUCUUAUAUAAACACACAUUUAGACUGGGCCUAAACUAUGAUCUUAGAAUUUCCUGUUGCAGUCUUAACAUAUGUUUGAAAGAAUUAUUAAAAAAUGUUGUAUGGGAAGUUCUAAACUGCUCUGUCACAGUGACAUCAACAACAGGCGUAUAACAACUAUGGUGACAAACAAAAACAAUAUUAUUUGUAUUGCAAUGGUGGGAUGACAUUUUAUUGCUAUUAAUGUAUGGGUGGAUUAGAUUAAAAUGGGUAAGUGCAUAAUAUUUGGUGACAUAAUACUUAUUCAUUUUAAUAACUUUUGUUUAAGUUGAUCAGUUUCCUAAAUGGUUUGGGUUCCUUUAAACUAUCAGGUUUUACAGUGUAAUACACUAAUACACAGUAUGGUUGGUACUUGGAAUGUCUAAUUUUUUAAAGGCUGAACUUUCUCUGAAAAACGUUUGAGUCAGACAAUCAUAAAUAUGCUGAAAUUGUCGCUGUUCACACAAGAAAUGGUGUUCUGCUUCCAUUUAUUUGAGUAGAUGAGGGGUGGAUGGGGCUGGGGUUUUUUUGUGCUGUCCCCAGCUACGACUAUGUAUGAAUAUAAAAAAGACCAGCCCAGUUCAAUAUAAAGCUGAAAUGUUCUUGCGAUCCAAAAAGGAUCAUCUUUUUCUUUUUGACCAACUAUAUAUUGAUGACAUUAAGAACUCACUCUCUGUCUUUUAU